UUUCUUUAUAAAACCCUUUAUACCCUCUAUUUAUUACUCCCCCUUUUAGCCCUUGUUAUUCAUCCCCACACUGUCCUUCUUUCCUGGACAAAGCUACAGUAUAACACACUUUCUCUCCAUGAGUACUCCUGCCCAUCUGAAUUUGUCACCUUCACCUUUUCCUUUGAUAGAGCUAAAAGAAGAUCAUCAACAACUUCAAUACUUGAGUACUCCACCACAUCAAGCUUCUUCAUCUUCUAUCUCAUCCCCUAUUUUCAUCAACAUAACUGAUCAAGAUCACCCUAGAGAGCCCCAAAAGAAUCAACGCGAGGCUGACAAGUACAUUUUGUACGGUGGGUCAAGCGAUCAUCAAGCAAUACCAUCGUCUUCUUCAGCUCAACCAACAAUUGUCAAUAAUAGUAACAACAACGUCAUUAGAACAUGUUCCGACUGUAACACAACCAAAACCCCUCUUUGGAGGAGUGGUCCUCAAGGUCCCAAAUCGCUAUGCAACGCAUGUGGAAUUCGACAGAGGAAAGCAAGACGGGCCAUGCUAGCAGCUGCAAAUGGGAUGGCCCUUGCUAGGGCUACAGCCGAUUCAACAAGGAUCAAAGUGCAAAACAAGGAAAAGAAAUCGCGAUGCACGAGCUACACGGGACAGUAUAAGAAAAAAGCAUUCAAGCACCAUGGAAGUCCACAAGGCAAAGAGAAGAUUUCUUUUGAGGAUUUUGCGAUGAGUUUGAGUAAGAAUUCAGCUUUUCGAAGAGCAUUUCCUAAGGAUGAAGAAGAAGCCGCGAUCCUGCUAAUGGCACUAUCUUGUGGCCUUCUUCAUAGCUAAUACUUAUCGAGUUUUGUUUUGUUUUUGGUUUUUGAAGCUUUUUUGUAUUUUUGUUUUUGUUGUUGGGGAAGUAGAGGGAGAGUUGAAGAAAUUGAUGAGAUCUUGGAGGAUGUUUGUUGCACACUAAAGAUGUGUUGAUUCAUUUUCUAGCUAAUAAUCUUGAUCAAUCAAUAAGAUUAACAAAA
Messenger RNA from Camellia sinensis, 1002 nucleotides. Its product is annotated as putative GATA transcription factor 22. Gene Ontology annotation, biological process: regulation of DNA-templated transcription. NCBI's taxonomy places the organism in Eukaryota, Viridiplantae, Streptophyta, Magnoliopsida, Ericales, Theaceae. Gene Ontology annotation, molecular function: sequence-specific DNA binding; zinc ion binding. The record is from RefSeq and is a predicted model, not a curated record.